Saccharomyces mikatae IFO 1815 is the source of this 387-nucleotide messenger RNA. RefSeq names its product Ahc2p (gene AHC2). The transcript has a single exon. Lineage: Eukaryota; Fungi; Ascomycota; Saccharomycetes; Saccharomycetales; Saccharomycetaceae. The record is from RefSeq and is a predicted model, not a curated record. Bases 1 to 387 code for a protein of 128 amino acids.
AUGAUCACCCCAAAGGGAACUUUUGAUUCGAUAUCAAGAUUCCAAGAAACGGAUCUGCAUCAAGACCUCGAUUAUACCGUACUCCAACAACGAAGAACCCAACUAGAGACACUUAUCACAGAAAGAGAAUCUUUUGUAAAGAAUUUGUGUUCUCUAUCUCACAAAAUCCAAAAGACCAAGAAUUACCAGGAAUUUGUGGAUGUAUUAGCGGAGAAUAGGGAAUUGCUGCGGGAGAUUUUUACUAUGGAGAACGGAUUUCAGAAACAAAGAUGGACCAACGAUGACGACAUUCCUCAGAUAGACUGGAACAAGUUUGCUGUGGAUAUUAACGCUUAUAUAGCGGAAAAUGAUCAAUUGUUGGCUCUGUAUGAAGAUGGCUUGUUAUGA